AAAGGACCCUGAUGUCAUUUACAGCUGGUGAAAUUGACGACCUUUUGUUUUCGCCACAAAACCUGGCGAAAAGCGAAAAUUUCACCAAGUAACAGUAAUCCCCAACAAGCUGAAUGGACAGUGCUGAAUUUCACGCAGCCUAGGUCUACGAGGCCGUCAGGUUGAUACCACUUGGAAAGGUUACGAGUUACGGACACAUCGCACAUCUUAUUGGGAUGCCAAAUCAUUCUAGACACGUCGGUCAGGCCCUCAAAUUUGCGGACCCCGGAGUAAAUCCUCCUUUACCUUGGCAGCGAGUCAUAGGCUCUUCUGGCGCCAUAUCUUCACGAGGACCAGGAACAAAUGGUGCCCAGCGGCAACGAGAAGCCCUCGAAGCUGAAGGGGUCGAAGUCACGGUUGGGCGCGCGGGAGAGUUCAAGGUCGACAUGAGAAUAUACGGCUGGUUUCCCGAUAACGUCGAGAUCUUGCAGCCGGAAGAUCAGGAUCAGGUUGAUGGAGAAAAUAGUUCUUCAGGUUAACACACGUUCCGAUCCGCUUUGGGAGGGCUACGUUGAUUCAAUAUGACAGCGCCUUCUUCGUCGAUAGAAUGGUCAUCUAUGGAAUUACAAUUAGUUUGGGAUGCAAAACUUCAG
Marasmius oreades (fairy-ring Marasmius) is the source of this 632-nucleotide messenger RNA. RefSeq lists its product as uncharacterized. Bases 216 to 518 code for a protein of 100 amino acids. The transcript has 5 exons. Gene Ontology annotation, molecular function: catalytic activity. Gene Ontology annotation, biological process: DNA repair. Lineage: Eukaryota; Fungi; Basidiomycota; Agaricomycetes; Agaricales; Marasmiaceae. The record is from RefSeq and is a predicted model, not a curated record.